Molecule: messenger RNA, 3255 nt
Organism: Canariomyces notabilis
Lineage: Eukaryota; Fungi; Ascomycota; Sordariomycetes; Sordariales; Chaetomiaceae
Product: Coatomer, gamma subunit
Exons: 5
Coding region: 101-2854 (917 amino acids)
Biological process (GO): intracellular protein transport; protein secretion; endoplasmic reticulum to Golgi vesicle-mediated transport
Cellular component (GO): Golgi membrane; endoplasmic reticulum-Golgi intermediate compartment; COPI vesicle coat
Molecular function (GO): structural molecule activity
Source: RefSeq, a predicted model, not a curated record
AUUGGCAACGUCGCGACUUGGAUUCCCACAGAGGCUCCUGUCGCCGAGUUCGACUUUCUCCAGCCUCACCCCCAGCGCAACCCGCGACGUCCUGCCCACCAUGAGCUACGGGAAGAAGGACGAAGACGCCGACACGGGUCUGGUCAAAAUCGACCGGACCCAGGUUUUCCAGGAAGCUCGUCUCUUCAACUCGUCGCCCAUCCAGCCGCGGAGAUGUCGCAUUCUCCUCACAAAAAUCGCCCUUCUUCUCUAUACGGGCGAGAAGUUCCCCACCACGGAAGCGACGACGCUCUUCUUUGGCAUCUCGAAGCUCUUCCAGAACAAAGAUGCCAGCCUGCGCCAGAUGGUCCAUCUGGUCAUCAAAGAGCUGGCAAGCUCUGCCGAGGACAUUAUCAUGGUCACGAGCACCAUCAUGAAGGAUACCGGCGGCAGUACCGACUCGAUCUAUCGCCCCAACGCCAUCAGAGCCCUCUGUCGCAUUAUCGACGCAACUACGGUCCAGUCUAUCGAGCGCGUCAUGAAAACGGCCAUUGUAGAUAAGAAUCCCUCAGUAUCGUCGUCAGCCCUCGUAUCGUCGUACCACCUCCUCCCCAUUGCCAGGGACGUGGUCAAGCGGUGGCAGAGCGAGACCCAAGAGGCUGCAGCGAGUACAAAGUCUUCUAGCGGCUUCUCCCUAGGCUUCUCGUCAUCCUCGGGUGCCCUCCCCGUCAACAACUCGACCAUGACACAGUACCACGCGAUUGGCCUGCUCUACCAGAUGCGGAUGCACGACAGGAUGGCCUUGGUCAAGAUGGUUCAGCAGUUCGGAGCGGCUGGUGCCAUGAAGAACCCCGCCGCCAUCGUCAUGCUCGUCCGGCUUGCCGCCCAGCUGGCCGACGAGGACCCCCAGCUCAGGAAGCCCAUGAUGCAGCUGCUGGAUGGCUGGCUCAGGCACAAGAGCGAAAUGGUCAACUUUGAGGCAGCCAAGGCCAUCUGUGACAUCCGCGAUGUCACCGACGCCGAGGUAUCGCAGGCCGUCCACGUCCUCCAGCUCUUCCUCACCUCGCCCCGCGCUGUCACAAAGUUCGCCGCCCUCCGUAUCCUGCACAACAUUGCCACGUUCAAGCCGCAUACCGUCAACGUGUGCAACCCGGACAUUGAGCUCCUCAUUUCCAACAGUAAUCGCUCGAUCGCCACCUUCGCCAUCACCACGCUGCUCAAGACGGGCAACGAGGCCAGCGUAGACCGGUUGAUGAAGCAGAUUUCCGGGUUCAUGUCGGAAAUCACUGACGAGUUCAAGAUUACCAUUGUCGAGGCUAUCCGGACGCUCUGUCUCAAGUUCCCUAGCAAACAGGCCGGCAUGCUUCAGUUCCUCAGCGGUAUUCUGCGAGACGAAGGCGGCUACGAGUUCAAGCGCGCCGUGGUGGAGAGCAUGUUUGAUCUGAUCAAGUUUGUUCCCGAUUCAAAGGAAGAGGCGCUCGCCCAUCUCUGCGAGUUCAUUGAGGACUGCGAGUUUACGAAGCUGGCUGUCCGUAUCCUUCACCUCCUUGGCGUCGAGGGUCCCAAGACGUCACAGCCUACCAAGUACAUCCGGUAUAUCUACAACAGGGUCGUCCUGGAGAAUGCCAUCGUCCGUGCCGCGGCUGUCACAGCGCUGGCCAAGUUCGGCGUUGGCCAGAAGGACCCCGAGGUCAAGCGGAGCGUGGACGUGUUGCUUACACGCUGCCUGGACGAUGUUGAUGACGAAGUACGGGAUCGUGCUGCCCUGAACCUAAGGCUGAUGCAUGAGGAGGACGAGCUGGCCACGAAAUAUGUCAAGAACGACAACAUGUUCGCGCUUCCGUAUUUCGAGCAUCAGCUGGUCAUGUACGUCACGUCAGACGACAAGUCGGCCUUUGAGACACCAUUCGAUAUCUCAAAAAUCCCAAUCGUCACACGGGAGCAAGCAGAUGCCGAAGACAGGACGAAGAAGCUUACCGCUACGGCCCCGUCCCUCAAGCCGCCAAAGGUUGGCCCAACAAAGGCAGCGCCAUCGGCCGCCGAAGCCGCCGCUUCGGCCUCGGCAGCGGCGCAGCAAUACGCCCAGGAGCUCAUGCAGAUCCCCGAAAUGAGAGAGUUCGGCAGCGUCCUAAAGUCGUCACCGCUCGUGGAGCUAACAGAGGCCGAGACCGAGUACGUGGUCGGCGUGGUCAAGCACAUCUUCAAGGAGUACAUUGUGUUACAGUACGAGGUCAAGAACACCCUACCAGCGACAAUAUUAGAGAAUGUUUCGGUGGUGGCAACCCCGUCCGACGAAGAGGAGCUCGAGGAGGUGUUUAUCGUCCAGGCUGAAAAGCUCGAGACGGACGUCCCUGGGAAGGUCUACGUGGCGUUCCGGAAGGUCAAUGGCGAGGGCUCCAUGCCCGUCUGUACCUUUUCCAACGUCCUCAAGUUUACCAGCAAGGAGAUCGACCCCACGACCAACGAGCCUGAAGAGAGCGGGUACGAGGACGAGUAUGAGGUGUCGGAGUUUGACCUGUCAGGUAGCGACUACGUCAUCCCGACAUUUGCUAGCAACUUUGCCCAUGUGUGGGAGCAAGUGGGUGCCCAGGGGGAGGAGGCCGAGGAGAUUUUGGCGCUGAGCGGCAUGAAGAGCAUACCAGAGGCAACCGAACAACUAGCCAAGGCGCUAUCCCUCCAACCGCUCGAGGGGACAGACGUGCCCGUCAACCAGACAACGCACACGCUGAAGCUGCUCGGAAAGACGGUCAAUGGCGGAAGGGUGGUGGCCAACGUGCGGAUGGCGUUUUCGUCAAAGACUGGCGUGACGACAAAGAUCACGGUGAGGAGCGAAGAGGACGGCGUGGCGGCUUUGGUGGUGGGAUCGGUUGCGUAAUGACGACAUGGGAUGGACAGGUGGGCGUUAUGCUUGUUUUCUGUUUUGUUCACUGUCGAGAGAGAAAAAUUCAUGAGGAAGCUACAGAUGACGGCCGGGCUAAAGGUUCCAGUAGGAAGUUGUGCUGUGCUGCUGCUAUACGACUAACCGAAAGACUGCUGGGUUUUGAGGAGCUGGGUUCGGGGGGGGUUGGAGUGGUUGAAUGCAUGUCGUGCUUGCUCCGUCACGUCAGUUGGCAGGUUGACAUCCCUCAUUCUGCGCGAGACGCGUAACAUACCUAUCUCAGUAGACCCUCUAGCUAUGCCCUCUGAGAUCCGGAGCCCUACUGCAGGACGUGGCGUCCGCUGUGGGCAGCAAAUCGGGCGGGGGGGCGCUCCAAUGAAUGCCAGUAAAACUCCGAG